Messenger RNA from Elephantulus edwardii (Cape elephant shrew), 861 nucleotides. RefSeq names its product testis expressed 26 (gene TEX26). The transcript is spliced from 7 exons. The coding region runs from base 1 to 861 and encodes 286 amino acids. Gene Ontology annotation, cellular component: cytoplasm. The record is from RefSeq and is a predicted model, not a curated record. Lineage: Eukaryota; Metazoa; Chordata; Mammalia; Macroscelidea; Macroscelididae.
AUGGAGCAGUCUGUGCCCCCGGCGCCCUGCCCCCCUCAGGGGCACACAAGGCCCCAGCCAACUGAGUAUAACUGGGACUCCUAUGCAACCACGAUGAAGAGUGCGUUCACUGUGAAGACACCAGUGUCACCAGCACUCAUUCUUUUCUUUUGUAGGAAAAGCCUCCAAAGAUUGGAAUAUCCACAUUGCCUUGGAGAACCUGUUCAAAAUCAGACCCUUUACAAUGACGAGUACACCUGGAAGUGUCCUAACGAGGACGGUCUCAACCACAGAAUGAAGCAAGGCACGCAGGGGGCUCUGCCCCUGGGACCCCGGCCAACGUCCAAGAACAGCUGUGUCCCCUGGAAAUCUGUGUUGGAGGAAGAGGCCAGGAGAGCAGUGUCCCAUCAGUUCAUCUCCGUGACAAUGAGGGACUUUGUGGACAAGACCAAAGCUCAAAGGGUGAAGACGAGUCCCCGAGAAACUCCUGAGCAGAAGUCCAUCCCCCGGCCUCCAGAAACGGAAUUUCGGCGAAAUUUCCAAGUCCCAGAUAAAAUGCCUGAAUGCCAGGAUAUUAGUUUCAAAUAUGGAUGUUACUCCACGCUGUCUGCCCCUUCCCAGGGCAUCGUUCCUUCAGCGCUGCCCAGCCGCAUGUGGAACCAGGAGGGUGCCACACACCAGACCACCUAUCAGAGGCAUUACGGGCAGGUCCCCUUGGACGUCUUGAUGAUUCUAAACUCCUUUAGCCCUGCUCAAAUCACAGAGUACCUGAGUAAGGUUUCCUGCAAAGACAGACAAAUCCUUGAACGCUUCAUUCGUUCUCAUGGCUUUGACCAGAAGAAGAUGGAGGGAAAAGAUAACGGAGCACAUGAAGCCCCCUGA